UGGCGGGAAAGAUUCCAGACAGUUAUAGCAGUUAUUCAUCCAAACAAAUUUUCCACGUGUCUCGCUAUCUUCGCCUCUUAUUCCUAAAAAAAAGAAAAAAAAACAAUCUUGUUUUUUCUUCUUCCUCCAUCCUGAAUAGUUUUUUCUAAGCUUUUCAAUGGCUUCUCAGAACCCUAAUCUCAAAAAAGCCCCAUUGUACCCACGUGUCAUUCACAAUGAUCCAGAUCUCCAAACAAGCUCUUCUUCUCGUCCCAAUUUGUAUCCAACCCUAAACGAAACUGACCUCGCCGAGAAUCUCUUCCCUGAAAAUUACCAUAUUAUCCCUUCUGCUCCAUCUCCCCCUCCUGAGUCCCAUGAGGAAACCCUUCUCGUUAUCCCCGGUGUACUCAUCCAUUUGAUCGAUAAAAAUUAUUCUGUUGAGCUAGCUGAGGGGGAUUUGUCUCUGUAUCGUCUCCUGCAAGAUAAGAAUACGGUUGCUAUCCUUGCUAAUGUGGGAGAUGAUAUUCAAUGGCCGAUAACUAAGGACCUGACUGCGGUGAAAUUGGAUGAUUCACAUUAUUUCUUCUCAUUUCAAGCUCUGAAAGAGGAUGAAUCGGAUUGCACUACUGAUGACGACAAAGAAAAGGGUAAAAAAAAGAAAAAGAAAAAGAAAGAUAAGGGACCGACGGAUGAUUCGUUGAAUUAUGGUUUGACGAUUGCUUCAAAGGGUCAGGAGGCAUUGUUGAAGGAGCUGGAUGAUAUUUUGAAAAGUUACAGCACCUUUUCUGUUCAGAAAGUGGACGAAAAUGCCGCAUUGGCAAUGGGAGGAACUGUGGCAAGGGAAUUGUCUCCAGAUGACUUGAAAUCGGAGAAGAAGAAGGAGGUGUUAGAAGAACGAUGUGCUCAAUAUUGGACCACGUUAGCACCCAAUGUGGAGGAGUAUAGUGGAGCAGCUGCAAAAUUAGUUGCUCAAGGAUCAGGGCAGCUGAUUAAGGGGAUUUUGUGGUGUGGAGAUGUGUCAGCAGAACGAUUGAUGCGCGGAAAUGAGGUUUUAAAGCAAAGGAUGGCUACAGGGACGAAGGCCGAGAUUAGUCCUGAGACAUUGAAGAGGAUCCAAAGGGUUAAAACAGUAACAAAGAUGACUGAGAAAGUAGCUUUAGGAGUCCUUUCGGGAGUUCUCUCGGUUUCAGGAUUCUUCACUAGUUCAGUAGUAAAUUCCGUAGCAGGAAAAAGGUUCUUCAAGAUGCUGCCAGGAGAGAUGGUCCUUGCUACUCUGGAUGGAUUUUGCAAAAUAUGUGAUGCUGUUGAAGUUGCUGGAAAGAAUGUUAUGUCAACAUCAUCCACCGUGACAACUGAACUUGUUUCACAGAAGUAUGGAGAAGAGGCAGCAAAAGUGGCAAGCGAAGGGCUUGAUGCAGCAGGGCAUGCUGUUGGGACUGCCUGGACUGUGUUUAAGAUCAGAAAGGCUCUUAACCCCAAAAGUUCCUUUAAUCGCGCCACCCAACUUAAGUCUAGUGCUAAAGCUGCUACUAUGAAGAAGGCCAAGAGCACAAAGUACUGACCUUUCUUGUGUUUUCACUGGUGGAGCUUUUAAUUGAAGCCCUCUUUUAGAUAUUUUCAAUAUUUUUGUACAUGUUAUAAUAAUACAUAGAGGAUAAGGAUUUUAGUCUUUGCAGUAAAUUAAAUUUCCCACAUCAGCCCCACCUCAUGAAUUUCUACUUUUUCACCCUCUUAGCAAUCUGUGUUAUCUUUAAAAAAGAAUAGACACCAGGAAAACAAUUCUUGCUUAGAUAUAGUUGAUCAUUGACAAGACACAUGUUAUCCAUAAUUGAAUGUAUAUUUAGUUGUAAUCAUGGAUAUAAUGAUAGAGAUUCUCUCUGUUUUUAUUCCUUC
This is a messenger RNA of Solanum pennellii, 1872 nucleotides long. Its product is annotated as protein EARLY-RESPONSIVE TO DEHYDRATION 7, chloroplastic. Bases 158 to 1540 code for a protein of 460 amino acids. The record is from RefSeq and is a predicted model, not a curated record. Gene Ontology annotation, cellular component: plasma membrane. Lineage: Eukaryota; Viridiplantae; Streptophyta; Magnoliopsida; Solanales; Solanaceae. The transcript has 4 exons.